AUGGAAGAUAGCUUUGGAGGCAGUUCCUCAAAGGACAAGUGCAGCAUCAAGGAACAAGACCAGUUGUUGCCAAUAGCCAAUGUUGGUCGGCUCAUGAAGCAGAUUAUGCCGCAGAAUGCAAAGAUCUCGAAGGAAGCAAAAGAGACAAUGCAAGAAUGUGUGUCGGAGUUCAUAAGCUUUGUGACAAGUGAAGCUCGGAGAAAGACAAUGAAUGCUGAUGACAUUUGCUGGGUAUUGGCUACGCUAGGAUUUGAUGACUAUGUUGCACCAAUGAGAAGGUACUUGCACAGAUAUAGAGAGCUUGAGCUAGACCGUAAUAAUAGUAAGCUCAAUCAUCAUGAAAGAUAA
Molecule: messenger RNA, 348 nt
Organism: Vigna umbellata (rice bean)
Lineage: Eukaryota; Viridiplantae; Streptophyta; Magnoliopsida; Fabales; Fabaceae
Source: RefSeq, a predicted model, not a curated record